CCUUAAUCAUUAGAUUCAUACCCCGUGUCCUCCCGGCCUUCUGGAAACUAACCAAAGAGUGUCCUAGUUGAAUUCAACCACGUUCAAUGCAGCUAGCCGUUUUCAUUAAACUGUCAUGAGGGCAUUAAAUUGAAUCUCCCUUGUUUGGUUCUUUGUGCGCUUUAAAUUUCUUCUAUAAAUCCUGCAUUCGUAGCCCAUAUUUUCUCAUAGUUUAUGCCCUUUCUCAAUUAGAUUCUGUAAAUGCUUCUCUUGCUGUAUUAGGAGGGUCUGAGAAAAAUGCUCAAUCUUUGAAGGGCUAUUCCGGUAUCUGGGUUGUCAUUGGAGGGCUAUAUCUCUGUUUUAAGCAAAUUGGGUAUUAAGCAUCAAACGUUUUCCCCAUCUGGGUUGGAGCCCAAAUCCGUUUUUUCGCAGAUUAGGGAUUCUGUACUCAAGCCUUUUCAUUUGGGUGCUGGAAUUUCCUAUUUGGCUAUUGAUUCAAAGGCCUACAACUUGAUCACCCGCUUCCUCGUUUUUUCAAGACAUGGAACAGAAGGAGGGAGGAAAUGUUGCAGGAAUGGAGCCCAAGAAGCCGGACCAGUCAGCGGUAUCAAUUAAACCAGGUCAAAAACUUCCAGAUUUUCUUCAAUCCGUGAAGCUUAAGUAUGUCAAAUUAGGAUACCACUAUGUGAUAACCCAUGCAAUGUAUCUCUUAUUAUGUCCCAUUGUUAUUCUUGUUGCUGCUGAAUUGGGCACGCUCAAGCCAGAAGAUCUGUAUGAGUUAUGGCAGCAUCUUCGCUUUAAUCUUGUCAGUGUAAUCCUCUGUUCAACAUUGUUAGUUUUUGUGACCACGCUGUACUUUAUGACAAGGCCAAGGCCAGUUUUCCUUGUGGAUUUUGCAUGUUAUAAGCCAGAUGAUGAGAGGAAAUGUACUAGAGAAUUGUUCAUGAAUUGCUCUAAAAUGACUGGUACAUUUUCUGAGUCAAGUUUAGAUUUCCAAAGGAAGAUCCUUGAGCGUUCAGGUCUAGGGGAGGAGACUUACUUGCCUGAAGCAGUGCUUAGGAUUCCCCCAAAUCCAUGCAUGGCAGAGGCUAGGAAAGAGGCAGAGAUGGUUAUGUUUGGUGCCAUUGAUGAGCUUUUUGCAAAAACAGGUGUCAAGCCGAAGGAUAUUGGGAUACUUAUUGUGAACUGUAGCCUUUUCAAUCCCACUCCUUCCCUGUCUGCAAUGAUAAUAAAUCACUACAAAUUGAGGGGAAAUAUAUUAAGUUACAAUCUAGGAGGAAUGGGUUGUAGUGCAGGCCUGAUAUCUAUCGAUCUGGCCAAGGAUUUACUUCAAGUUCAUAGGAAUUCUUAUGCAAUUGUCGUUAGCAUGGAAAACAUUACAUUGAACUGGUAUUUUGGCAACGACAGAUCCAAGCUUGUAUCCAAUUGCAUUUUUAGGAUGGGGGGUGCUGCCAUUUUGCUGUCCAACAAGAGAUCAGAGAAGAGGAGGGCAAAAUAUGAGCUUGUGCAUACCGUUAGGACUAACAAAGGUUCUGAUGAUAAAUGCUUUCAAUGUGUUUUCCAAGAGGAGGAUGAUACGGGAAGUGUGGGGGUUUCAUUAUCCAAAGAGCUCAUGGAAGUCGCAGGAGAUGCGUUGAAGACUAACAUAACAACUCUGGGUCCUUUGGUUCUCCCAAUGUCAGAGCAAAUUUUGUUCUUUGCAACUUUGGUGGGUAGGAAGUUUUUGAAGAUGAAGGUAAAGCCCUACAUUCCAGAUUUCAAGCUUGCAUUUGAGCAUUUCUGCAUACAUGCUGGCGGAAGGGCAGUUUUGGAUGAAUUGGAGAAGAAUUUGCAGCUUUCAGAAUGGCAUAUGGAGCCAUCGAGAAUGACCCUUUUCCGAUUUGGUAAUACAUCUAGCAGCUCAUUGUGGUAUGAGUUGGCAUACACCGAAGCCAAAGGAAGGAUCAGGAAGGGAGACAGAGCUUGGCAAAUUGCCUUUGGGUCUGGAUUCAAGUGCAACAGUGCUGUCUGGAGGGCUCUUAGAGCUGUCAAUCCUAGUUCCGAGAGGAAUCCGUGGACUCAAAUUAUUGAUCAGUUCCCUGUUGAUGUUCCUAGAGUUUCAACCAUAUGAUCUGAUCUGAUUUUUUCUGAAAUGGGUAAUCUAUGAUUUCAUUUUCUCUUCAAGUGUUGAAAUAUUUAUGAUCUUUGCAGUCAUAGUGUAUCUUGCAUAACCUUGGGGAUUUUACCCUGCAAGGUUAUGAUGUUGUAAUGAAGCUGCAAUGGCUAAUCUAUGAUUUAAUUUUCUCUGCUAGUUUGAAAUAUUUAUGAUCUUUGCAGUCAUAAUAUAUGUUGUACCAUGUUGGGGUUUUUAUCCAGCAUGGUGAUGAUUUCGAGAUGAAGCGUAGACAGCAAGGCUAUGGAAAGCCUUCACUAUUUUUAUUUUGUUUCCUAUUCGUUUUAGACCACUGAACACCUAGCUUAAGGUGUUUCACCUGUAAAUGUUGAAGUUUCAUAAUUCGUUACCCCUUUCAAAAACUUUAUUAUGCUCAUUCAAUCCAGUAUUUAUCAGUCAUUCAAAUGA
Messenger RNA from Cryptomeria japonica (Japanese cedar), 2539 nucleotides. RefSeq names its product 3-ketoacyl-CoA synthase 11. NCBI's taxonomy places the organism in Eukaryota, Viridiplantae, Streptophyta, Pinopsida, Cupressales, Cupressaceae. Bases 521 to 2089 code for a protein of 522 amino acids. Gene Ontology annotation, biological process: fatty acid biosynthetic process. Gene Ontology annotation, cellular component: membrane. Gene Ontology annotation, molecular function: acyltransferase activity, transferring groups other than amino-acyl groups. The transcript has a single exon. The record is from RefSeq and is a predicted model, not a curated record.